AUGCUGCAGUUCCUCACCAACUCGGACAACAAUCUCGUCGUCGGGGCUGGCGUGGCCCUGGCAGCUGUCCUCGCCGUCAAGUACAUGAAUGUGCGUGCCGAAGCGGCCCAUCAGCGUGCGUACGAGGCGGCCCGAGCCCGGCAAGAGGUGCUCAAGGCGGAGCGCGAGAAGCCCAUCAAGCGCCGGUUCUUCUCGCCCGAGGAGCUCUUGCCUUUCAACGGCGAGAACGACCAGCCCAUUUACAUUGCGGUGCUGGACGAAGUGUACGACGUGAGUCGCAAGCGCGACUUCUACGGCCCUGGCGAGGCGUACCACCUCUUUGCGGGUCGAGACGCCUCGCGCGCGCUCGCCAAGAUGUCGUUCGAGAAGGAAGAUCUCGACAGUGACGACCUCUCGGACUUGAGCUUCAUGGACAAGGAGACGCUCGAGGACUGGGUCAAUAAGUUCUCGGUCUACAACGGCUACCCGAACGUAGGACGCGUGCUGCGACGGCGCGACUUGACGCUCGAGGAGCUCAAGCAGUUCAACGGCGUGGACAAUCCGCGGAAAACCGUUUACGUGGCUCUGAACGGCAGCAUCUACGACGUGACGCUGGACGGACUCGACCAUUAUGGCCCAGAAGGAGGCUACAAGCAGUUUGCUGGACGAGACUGCUCGCGAUCGCUCGCGUGCAUGUCGUUCCUGGACGAGUAUCUGGACGACCCGACGCUGGAUGGGAUCACAGAGCAGCAACGAGAGACGCUGCAGAAGUGGGAAGACAAGUUCAAGGAGAAGUACCCUGUUGUGGGGACGAUCAUCCAGUAG
This is a messenger RNA of Hyaloperonospora brassicae, 804 nucleotides long. The record is from the annotation of a GenBank genome assembly. NCBI's taxonomy places the organism in Eukaryota, Oomycota, Peronosporomycetes, Peronosporales, Peronosporaceae.